GCAUAGUACGUACAGUGAAACGUCAUCACGCACAGCCUCGUUUGCAUUCUGCGCGGGACAGUCAGUCGCGCAGGAUCAGGAGCGAGAGGAGAAAGUGUGAACAGUGAGGAUGAAGAUUUACUUCUGUGGGAGUAUCCGCGGCGGCAGAGAGGACGUGCACCUGUACCGGAGGAUCGUGGACAAGCUGCAGACCUACGGGACCGUGUUGACCGAGCACGUGAGCAGCAGCGAGCUCUCAGACAGAGGAGAGGCAGCUGCAGAAGUAGGUGACAAAUUCAUCCAUGACAGAGAUGUGGACUGGCUCCGGCAGAGUGACGUGGUUGUUGCUGAGGUGACGCAGCCAUCUUUGGGUGUGGGCUACGAGCUUGGCCGAGCCAUCGACAUGAGAAAGAAGAUCUUCUGUCUGUUCAGACCUUCAUCGGGACGCAGUCUCUCUGCCAUGAUCCGAGGAGCCGAUGAUGGGGAGCUUUUUGUGGUCAGAGAUUACAGCGAGGGUGAGAUCGAGAGCAUCCUGGAAGAGUUCUUUAACAAACUGAAAAGCAUGAAGAGCAGUCAGACUGUCACUGUAUCCAGUGAGGUCAAGUCAACCUGAAAGAGUCAAUAAAGUUUUUAGAUUUGAG
Messenger RNA from Notolabrus celidotus (New Zealand spotty), 620 nucleotides. It is a transcript of the gene dnph1, whose product is annotated as 2'-deoxynucleoside 5'-phosphate N-hydrolase 1. The record is from RefSeq and is a predicted model, not a curated record. Gene Ontology annotation, molecular function: 5-hydroxymethyl-dUMP N-hydrolase activity. Bases 110 to 592 code for a protein of 160 amino acids. Gene Ontology annotation, biological process: deoxyribonucleoside monophosphate catabolic process. Gene Ontology annotation, cellular component: nucleus. Lineage: Eukaryota; Metazoa; Chordata; Actinopteri; Labriformes; Labridae. The transcript has 4 exons.